Molecule: messenger RNA, 5975 nt
Organism: Engraulis encrasicolus (European anchovy)
Lineage: Eukaryota; Metazoa; Chordata; Actinopteri; Clupeiformes; Engraulidae
Product: collagen alpha-1(XIV) chain-like
Exons: 48
Coding region: 180-5846 (1888 amino acids)
Cellular component (GO): interstitial matrix
Molecular function (GO): protein binding
Source: RefSeq, a predicted model, not a curated record
AGGAGCCCGCGGUGACAGACUCAAGGUGCAGUGCACAGGAAAAUCCCGUCGCUGCGUUUUGAAAUCCAUCUGUUUUACAGCCUGCACAGGAUUCAAUCAACUUUUGGACUGAGACUUCACUUGAGUGAUCUUGGAUCGGAAUUCGGGACCUGCUCUUGGUGCCCACUGAGUCCAUAAAGAUGAGGGUGGCAGCGGCGUGCAGCUCUCUGCUGAUACUCGCGCUGGGAUGCCUGGUUUCCCUGCCCGUACAGGGCCAAGUUUCAUCCCCAAGAAGACUGCGUUUUAAAGUACUGGGCACAGAUAAACUCAGUGUGUCCUGGAAAGAGCCCAAGGGAGACUUUGAUGGCUAUAGGGUUAUCUAUGGUCCAGAAUCAGGGGGAGAGGAGAAGGAGAUCCGCGUGUCUAAGGCGGAAGGCAAGACUGUGAUCGAAGGCUUUAACCCCAGCCAGGAGUAUAACUUUAAAGUGGUGGCUUUGAGAGGGGGAAAGGAGAGCAAACCACUCACCGGACAAUAUAAGGUACAAGGGGCCGACACAAACAAUGUAAACGUGCCACAGCCACAGAAACACCAGAAAGAUCCCUCGCCUAAUGAGGAGGACAAUGAGAUCAGAGAAGUGUUCACUUGUAAGAUCCCGGCUACUGCCGACAUCGUGAUCCUGGUGGAUGGCUCCUGGAGUAUCGGCCGCAUCAACUUCCGCCUGGUCAGAGCCUUCCUGGAGAACCUGGUCAGCGCUUUCAACGUUGGCGCAGACAAGACCAGAAUUGGUCUGGCACAGUACAGCGGUGACCCGCGUAUUGAGUGGCAUUUGAAUGCCCACACGUCCAAAGAGUCUUUGAUUGAUGCUGUGAAGAACCUGCCAUACAAAGGAGGCAACACACUUACUGGACUGGCCCUGACGUACAUCUUGGAGAACAGCUUCAAGACGGAGGCGGGCGCCCGUACGGGGAUCCCCAGGAUCGGCAUCCUGAUCACCGACGGCAAAUCACAAGACGACGUGCAGCCUCCAGCGCAGAGCCUCAAAGACGCUGGAAUAGAGCUCUUCGCCAUCGGUGUGAAGAACGCGGACGAGAACGAGCUGAAGGCCAUCGCGUCCCCUCCUCAGGAGACGCACGUGUACAACGUGGCCGACUUCAGUGACAUGAACAGCAUCGUGGAGGGCCUCACCCGCGUCAUCUGCGACCGCGUGGAGCAGCUCAACAAGGCCAUAAACCCCACCAUCGAGGAAGUGGUGCCGGACGUUCCUUCCCCUCCGCGUGACCUUGUGACCUCUGAGGUGACGGCCAGGAGUUUCCGGGUCACCUGGACGCACGCCACCGGAGCCGUGGAGAAGUACCGCGUGGUCUACUACCCAGCCAAGGGAGAGAAGCCAGAAGAGGUGGUGGUUAGCGGCAGUGAGAACACGGUGGUUCUGCGCUACCUGAACUCUCUGACGGAGUACCAGGUGGCCGUGUUCGCCGUCUACAGCAACUCCGCCAGCGAAGCCCUCCGCGGCACAGAGACUACACUGGCGCUGCCCAUGGUGGACAAGCUGGAGCUGUUUGACGUGACCCACAGCAGCAUGCAGGUGCGCUGGAGAGGUGCGGAGGGGGCGUCAGGGUACAUGAUCCUCUACGCCCCCCUCACAGAGGGAGAGGCCGCCGACGAGAAGGAGGUGAAAGUGGGCGAGUCGGUGACAGAGAUCGAGCUGGAGAGUUUGACCCCUGACACUGAGUACACGGUGACGGUGUACGCCAUGUACGGAGACGACGCUAGCGACCCCAUGACGGGACAGGAGACCACACUGCCCCUCUCCCCAGCGCGUAACCUGCACAUCUCGGAGAUCAGCCACAGCUCUGCCAAGCUGGACUGGGAUGAAGCAUCUCGUAAGGUCAGAGGCUACCGCAUCGCGUACGCCAUCGCAAGAGGCGGACCGAGCAGCGAGCACGAGGUGCGGCGCGUCACCUCCUACGUGCUGAGGAACCUGACGUCUCUGACGGACUACAAUGUGGCCAUCUACGCCCAGUACGACGAGGGCGACGCAGAGGCACUCAAGGGCAUCUUCACCACCAAGACCGUCCCUGAGCCCCUGAAUGGUGUUACCAAAGACCCCACCAUGACCAGCUUCCGGGUCAGCUGGCAGCAUCCCGCCAACGACGUGGUCCUCUACAAGAUCCUGUGGGGAGAGAGCGACGGGGAGGGAGACGUGGAGGAGGUGAUGGUGAACGCCCAAACAAACACGUAUCUCAUAACCGGCCUGAAGUCGCUCACGGAGUACGAGGUGUCUCUCUCAGCCAUCUACAACGACGAGUCGGAGAGCGAAUCGGUCAUUCUUCUGGAAACCACUGCUCCAGGAAUCACAACUGUUAGACCUACCACAACCACAACCACAACUACGGCUGCAGUGGUGCGGCAGGCGGUGAGGAACAUGCAGAUCAGCGAGGAGACCACCUACGGCUUCCGCGUCUCCUGGGAGAUGCAGGACGCCAACGUGCGCCAGUACCGCGUCUCCUACGUCACCGCGCAGGGUGACCGCGCAGAGGAGGUGAAAAUGGUCCCAGCGCAGCAGAAGACGAUCUUGCUGCAGUCUCUGCUCUCCGACACAGAGUACCGGGUCACUGUCAACCCCGUCUAUGCGGAGGGACCCGGCCCUGUGAUGACCCGUAUGGGCCGCACCUUGCCCCUCACUGCGCCCAGGAAUCUGCGAGUGUCGGAGGAGUGGUACAACCGCUUCCGCGUGACAUGGGAUACGCCACCAUCUCCCACCAUGGGCUACAGGAUCGUCUACCAGCCUAUCUCAGCGUCGGGCCGUGCGCUGGAGACCUUUGUUGGUGAGGACGUGAACACCAUCCUGAUCCUGAACCUGCUGACGGGCACGGAGUACAGCGUCAAGGUCAUCGCGUCCUACACCACCGGCUCCAGCGAAGCACUCAUGGGCAAGGCCAAGACCUUGUACCUGGGCGUGAGUAACCUGAAGGCGUACCAGGUGAGGACCACCAGCAUGUGUGCCCAGUGGCAGCCCCAUCGCCAUGCCACCCUCUACCGAGUCCUCAUCGAGUCACUGCGCAACGGGGAGAAGCAGGAGGUGUCGCUGGCAGGCGGUGCUCAGAGACACUGCUUCAGCAACUUGUCGCCCAACAUGGACUACAAGAUCACCGUCUACACCCAGCUGCAGGAAACCGAGGGACCCGCAGUCACCACCAUCCAGAAAACAAUUCCCCUGCCUACCGCUGCCCCGACGAAACCCACCACCACCCCGCCCCCUCCCACCGUUCCGACGGCCAGAGAAGUGUGUAAGGCAGCCAAGGCAGACCUGGUGUUCCUGGUGGAUGGCUCGUGGAGUAUUGGAGACGACAACUUCCACAAGAUCAUACGCUUCCUGCACAGCACCACCGGCGCACUCGACCAGAUCGGCCCAGAGGGCACGCAGGUGGCUAUUGCUCAGUUCAGCGAUGACGCCAGGACGGAGUUUAAACUCAACUCGUAUAACAAUAAGGAGCGGCUGCUGGACGCUAUCCAGCGCAUCACUUACAAAGGAGGCAACACUAAAACAGGCAAGGCGAUUAAGCAUGUGAAGGACUCUAUCUUCACGGUGGAGGGGGGCAUCAGGCGUGCGGUGCCCAAGGUGCUGGUGGUCCUCACGGACGGCCGCUCCCAAGACGACGUGCACAAGGUCUCCAAGGAGAUGCAGGUCGAAGGUUACAUCGUUUUCGCCAUCGGUUUUGCGGACGCUGACUACGGAGAGCUGGUGAGCAUGGCCAGCAAGCCCAGCGAGAGGCACGUGUUCUUCGUGGACGACCUGGACGCUUUCAAGAAGAUUGAGGAGAAACUGGUGACGUUUGUGUGCGAAUCCGCAUCAGCAACUUGUCCAUCAGUGCCAAUGAGGGGCAGUACUAUUCCAGGUUUCCGGAUGAUGGAGGUGUUUGGGCUGACCGAGGCGCAGUACAGUAACAUCGAUGGCGUCUCCAUGGAACCCGGAACCUUCAACAGCUUCCCUUGUUUCAGACUCCACAAGGACACCUCUCUAGUCCAGCCCACUAGGUAUAUACACCCUGAGGGCCUGCCCUCAGACUACACCAUAGCCAUGCUCUUUCGGCUGCUGCCUGAGACGCCAAUGGAGGCCUUCUCACUAUGGGAGGUCCUCGACAAGGACAACCAGCCCCUCGUCGGGGUCAUUCUAGACCAUGGUGCGAAGACGCUCACCUUCUUCAACCAUGACUACCGCGGGGAGUUCCAGACGGUUAGCUUCGAGGGACCCCAGAUCAAGAAGCUAUUCUUCAACAAUUUCCACAAGCUUCACCUGGUCGUGAGCAAGACGUCGGUGAGGGCCAUGAUAGACUGCCAGCUGGUGGGGGAGAAGGCGGUGAACGCGGCCGGCAACAUCACCACCGAUGGGGUGGAAGUGCUGGGCAGGACCACGCGCUCCCGCGGGGCCAAGGACAGCUCUGCACCCUUCCAGCUCCAGUCAUUUGACAUUGUGUGCAGCACAUCCUGGGCCAGUCGGGACAAGUGUUGUGAUCUUCCUUCCCUGAGGAAGGAGGAAGAUUGCCCUGCACUCCCCCGCGCCUGCACCUGCACCCAGGACAGCAAGGGUCCCGCAGGUCCCCCUGGACCACCUGGUGGCCCAGGGAUCAGAGGAGCAAGAGGAGACCGAGGGGAACCAGGCCCUGUGGGUACAGGUGGUCCAGUGGGAGAUGCUGGUAUGCCGGGAGCGCAGGGUCCUCCCGGUCCCCAGGGCCCCAGUGGAAGGACCAUCAUCGGGCCACCGGGUGGUCCAGGUGAACGUGGCCAGAAGGGAGACUCGGGUCUUCCAGGAACUCAGGGCAACCCAGGAGGAACAGGCCCACGCGGAAAUGGAGGCGCGCCUGGACCAAGGGGCGAGACGGGCAAAGACGGACCUCAAGGCCGACAGGGUCCUCCAGGAAGCAUCGGUGGGCCCGGAGCCCCUGGGCAACCCGGCCAAACUGGACCACCUGGGCCCACAGGACAACAAGGCCCGCCUGGUCCCGCCGGAGUCAAAGGAGAGAGAGGAGAACGAGGUGAUGUCCAGUCCACAUCACAAGUUCAGGAGAUUGCCCGGCGAGUCUGUGAACAGCUCAUAAAUAGCCACAUGUCUCGCUUCAACUCCAUCAUCAACCACGUCCCGAGUGCGCCGGUGUCGGUGCGCACGGUGCCCGGGCCCCCAGGAGAGCCCGGCAGGCCCGGAGCCCGCGGGGCCCAGGGAGAGCAGGGGCCCGCCGGACGACCCGGAUUCCCAGGAUCCAAUGGAGAGAACGGAGUGCCAGGAGCCAGAGGCUCCCCGGGAGAGAAGGGCGAGAAGGGCCCCCAGGGCGUAGGAGUGCAAGGCCCCCGAGGACCCACUGGGCCCCCAGGUCCGCCAGGAGAAGGCAGGACUGGCAGCACCGGCCCAUCUGGUCGCCCUGGCAACCCUGGUUCCCCUGGCCGACCCGGUAUUCCGGGCCAGGUGGGACCAGCUGGGCCGCCUGGAUACUGUGACCAGAACUCCUGCGUGGGCUACAACAUAGGAGAGGAAGAAACUGAAGAGAUGUCUCCCCGGGGUAUGUCUGUAGCCCAAGUGCCCAGCUCCUACCAGCCAUACGACCCCAGUAUCCAUGGCGAAGUGGAGGACGAUGCCUCGUACGCAUACCGCGUGGCCUACGGCUCCGAGUACUACCAGCCCAACUACCCUGCGCCCAGGGCCGUUUCACCCGACGACCCGCUCCUGGACGCCACCGCAGAGCUCCGCUCCCCCGGCGUCCAUCGCUCCUCGCGCAGCCUGGCCGAGGUGGUGGAGAAGGCCAGAGAGGCGGGAGAGGAGCGCCGCCCCGUUGGUCAGGAGGGAGAUGUGCGGACUGCGGACCUCCACUGAUUUGAUUUUUUUAGUCAGUCGGUCGGUCAGCCAGCCGCUCGGUGAAAACACAAAGCCCACCUGCUAGGACUCAGUGGCACACACACACGCACGCAUACAUAUGCACACAGGUGUGAUAGAGAGAGAGAG